CAACAGAAGGGUUUAGUUUCAAAGCUCCAUUCUCCUGGGACUUUGGUUGUUUGGAUGAGUUGCUUCUGCAGUGGCAACGUUUGUGCAGGCACUUGGAGCAAAACUAUGGAGCCUCAAAGACAGAAUUUGAAGACAACAUUGCCAUUGUGUUUGGGAAGAUACCAGAUUUCUGAAGAGUAUGGCUUUCUUCUUCCAAAUCCUCUGAAAGAACUUCCUGAUUAUUAUCAGCCCUGGAUGGAAACUGCCAACAAACUUCCUUACUUGAUCGAGAGUCACCAGCUUCGUGCUUGUGUGCACAGGAUGCCGCUGCUGAGCUGCCGCCACCUGCAGGGCCACCGCCAGCAGCGCCUGGCACACCUGCUGCUCAGCGCCAUGACCGCCGGCUUCGUCUGGCAGGAGGGGGAGCAGAGGCCAGCGCAGGUACUGCCAAGAAGUCUUGCCAUCCCCAUUGUGGAAGUCUCUAGAAUCCUGGGGCUCCCGCCUAUCUUGGUCCAUGCAGAUGUGGUGCUGACAAACUGGACUAGAAAAGACCCAGAAGGACCUCUGGAAAUCAGUAACCUGGAGACCAUCGUAUCAAUUCCUGGGGGAGAGAGCCUGCGUGGCUUCGUGCUGGUGACGGUACUGGUGGAGAAAGCGGCAGUGCCCGGGAUUAAGGCACUGGCUCAGGCGAUCAGCGCCAUCCUGCAGGCCGACGAUGACGCCCUGCUCAAGGCCCUGCAGCGCCUGAGACUCUCAAUCGAAGACAUCACCAGAACCCUGGGACAAAUGCACGAUUAUGUAGACCCAGACAUAUUUUAUGCAGUCAUCCGGAUCUUUCUCUCUGGAUGGAAGAACAACCCAGCGAUGCCUGUGGGCCUGGUGUACGAAGGAGUCUCCACAGAGCCCCUGGAGUACUCUGGAGGCAGUGCUGCUCAGAGCACGGUGCUCCAUGCUUUCGACGAGUUCCUAGGCGUCCUUCAUAGCAAGGAAAGUGCUGACUUUCUGUACAGAAUGAGGGACUACAUGCCUCCUUUGCAUAAGGACUUCAUAGAAGAAAUCCACUCAGCUCCGUCCCUGAGAGACUACGUCUUAUCCCCUGGUCGUGCCUGCUGUCUGGAAGCUUAUAACCUGUGUCUGGAGGCCCUGGUGGAACUACGCAGCUACCACAUCAACAUAGUGACCAAAUACCUUAUCACAGCUGCAGCCAAAGCCAGGAGCAGGGGACCAAGCCACCUCCUCGGACUCCCGCAGGCUCUAGAAAACAGAGGCACUGGUGGGUCUACAGCGAUGAGCUUCCUGAAGAGCGUCAGGGAUCGUACUGUGGAGGCCAUCCUCCGCCCCCGGGGCCAGGGCCCACCUUCUCCCCAGCAGGGCAGAGCACUCAGGAGGAGUUAGGUGGGUUGGAGAAUGAGGGUCUGGGCUCUGCUCUGUAGAACACUAUGCUCUCACGUGUAGAGAGCCAUUGUCCUGAGAGCAGAGUUUAUGUGGCCGGAAACAUUCCUGCUGUAGCUCACCAUGACCAGCAGCAGCCAACAGCUGUGGACGCUUUCCUAUUCUGAGCCCUGCAUAGCUGCAGGAUCCAACUACUUGAGCCAGGUAAGAGAAAACCAAUCUAUGUUUCAAAACCCAAACAAAGUUGCCCAUAGACAGAUUACUUUGGUGAUAGUAUUUUCAAGGGAAAAAUUUACUUUAUUAAGUCACUCAGGGCUUCCUUUGACUCCGGAACAGACCUCUCUCCCUGCAAAUUGUGAAUUUGGUGGCUGGAAGUGGGGAAUGCACCAGUGGGACUGUGAGGGAAGAGCAUGUUGACAAUAAAAACUUGGAAGUCACAGUGAGAAAAUGAAUAGUUGAUGAUGUGGGGACCCGGGAGACUCUUCCACAUGUUAUACAGUUUUGCAAAUUCUAUUUUAAUCCCCUUCUGUAUUUUUAGAAGAAUGUUUUGUUCUCCAUACACUGCAAGUCUGUACUUGUAAUAUGAAUUCACUGACCCCUCAAAAGUGAAUGAGUCAAGUAAGAACAGGUAGUACAUUCACAUGUUCAAGUGUGCAAAUAAAAGGAAAUGUUUUUAUCA
Messenger RNA from Octodon degus (degu), 2050 nucleotides. RefSeq names its product indoleamine 2,3-dioxygenase 2 (gene Ido2). The transcript has 10 exons. The coding region runs from base 55 to 1374 and encodes 439 amino acids. Gene Ontology annotation, cellular component: cytoplasm. Lineage: Eukaryota; Metazoa; Chordata; Mammalia; Rodentia; Octodontidae. Gene Ontology annotation, biological process: 'de novo' NAD+ biosynthetic process from L-tryptophan. Gene Ontology annotation, molecular function: metal ion binding; heme binding; L-tryptophan 2,3-dioxygenase activity. The record is from RefSeq and is a predicted model, not a curated record.